Strongylocentrotus purpuratus (purple sea urchin) is the source of this 1434-nucleotide messenger RNA. Its product is annotated as retinol dehydrogenase 8. Bases 1 to 879 code for a protein of 292 amino acids. The transcript is spliced from 4 exons. Lineage: Eukaryota; Metazoa; Echinodermata; Echinoidea; Camarodonta; Strongylocentrotidae. The record is from RefSeq and is a predicted model, not a curated record.
AUGGCUCAGGAGGUCGUGUUAGUGACAGGUUGCGUGUCUGGUCUAGGCCUAUCUACAGCCACACUCCUCGCCCGGGACCCAGACAAGAGAUACAUCGUCAUAGCAACCGUCAUCUCGCUGACGCAGAAGGAUGAUCUGGUUGUUGCCAUGGGAACGCAUCUUGAGAAGACUGCUUACAUCAUGGAGAUGGACGUCACCAAGGAUGAGGGUGUGCAAAAUGUGGUGCAGACAGUUCUGACUCGGUUUGGGCGGAUCGAUGUACUAAUGAAUAUUGCUGGUAUUGGGACGUGUGGUUACAUGGACACCAUGCCCCGGUCUAAGAUAGAACUGGCUUUCAACAUCAAUGCUAUAGCAGUCAUCCGACUUACCCAAGCCGUCCUCCCUCACAUGAAGCAACGAAAGAUGGGCAUGAUCCUCACAGUGACCAGCAAGGGAGGCAGAAUAGGUAUCCCUUUACUCGAAGUGUAUUGCGCCUCCAAGUUUGCUGUUGAAGGUUUCUUCGAGUCGUUGGUACCGGUAGCGAGACAAUUCAAUAUUGACAUCGUCAUGGUGGAGCCCGGUGGUAUGCGAACACAGCUCCAAAAGGGAAUCUUUGCGGAUUUAGAAGGCGUCAUCGCAGACGACUCCGUGAACGACCUCGACAGGUCAUUCGCUCGGAAUUGGAUCGGCGACCGGAAGACAACAAGACAAGCCAUGACACCGGACGAAGCAGCCACCAAGCUUCUAGAGAUUAUACAGGCGGAGAAGCCGAGGUUUAGGUACACCUUACCCGAGAGUAUGGGGGAGGCGUUAGCCAGCAUCCUGGCGGAUCCGUCGGAAUUAGGGAUCGCCUUGAACGAGAGGCGCAUUGUUGGAGCAGGGAACAAGACAGCAGAAUAAUUAUUAAAAAAAUUAAAACAUGAGUGUAAACAGGAUCCUUGCUCCAUUGAGAACAAAAAAUACGAGAAAAAGUUACAUUCCCUAAUUGACAUACGAUAUCUUGGAUCCGCCCCUUAAAAGAUAAUUUGUUUUGUGUCACAUAAUUACUUUUUUACCAUUUAGAACAGGAAUUUUGAAAAGUAUACAUCGGUGACCGAAAAAUAUUCAAUUCGUUAUCCGUAUAUCAUUAAAGAAAAGUGAAACGUAGAAUACAAUAAAGAAAGAGGGUUUGAAUGCACUCAUUGUGUCUACGUUAUACAAUGUUACAUAGUAAUUAGUAGCGCCCCAGGUGGGGGCAGCAUCAGCAAAGCCCCCCCCCCCUCUUCGGCGGCCCCAAUAGGGGGGAAUGAGAGCGACAGAAAAAAAAUAAAGAAGAAAAGUAAGGUAAAAGAGGAUAAGAGAGGAAAAGAAGUGAGAGAGAGAGAGAGAGAGAGAUGGAGGGAGGGAGAGAUAGAAAGAGAUGAAGAAAAAUCGCUACCUCGAGUAACGGGAUGGGAUAGGAAUCUCACCUCACCU